Molecule: messenger RNA, 699 nt
Organism: Bursaphelenchus xylophilus (pine wood nematode)
Lineage: Eukaryota; Metazoa; Nematoda; Chromadorea; Rhabditida; Aphelenchoididae
Source: the annotation of a GenBank genome assembly
AUGCUAAGGGUUGUAAGACACAGUGAUGUCAUCAGGGCGUCACAUGAAGUUGUGAUCCCAGCUGGCCCGGGUUCACUGCAGUGCGCGGCCGAGAUUUGCCAAGGUGACCUUGACAGAAUUGUUUGAUUAGUCAAAGGUCAGAAUCACGCCGUUACAGAAACGAAUUCCUUGGAGAUUCUACAGCCAACCGAUACCCCUGACGGUUUCACACAUUACACAUAUAACUGGCAUAAAAUCAGAAGAGAACAGCGCUACCUCUCGCACCUUAAUGCUGGAGGUGGUUCGUUGAUGACUUGGGGUGACUUCGAAGAAACCGGAGUGCUUCCGUUGGCAUCCGCAUCAAUUCAAAUGAAUAGACAGGAGUAUCAGGAGGUCUUUGGCAAGCAUCUGGUGCCGUAUUGGGAACCAGGCUACACGUUAAUGCAGGACAAUGACCGCAUCCACCUUAGCUGGUCGACAAAGCAGUUCCUUGAAAAGCAAAGAAUUGCUACCCUGGACUUGGCUGCAUGCUCCUUUGACUUAAAUCUGAUGGAUAACGUGUGGGGCAUUCUGGUUCGUGAAUUACACUGCAAGAACAGGCAGUAUUUUACCGUAGCCGAGCUCAAAGAGGCUCUUUUCCAAUUCUGGCGCAAUAUUAGCCAGAAGAGGUUAAAAAAGCUUGCCCAGAGUAUUCCCAGCUAUUUAAUCGACGUUAUUUAA